AGAUCCUUUCCCUUAAGUCUAAAGCCUGAGGCCCGAGGUCAGAGGAUUCUGGAAGGCUACAGUCGGCCCAGGAGGGCGGGGUCCCGUGGUGGAGGCGGGGAGAGGGAAGGACCGCAUCGAGCACCAACCCCACUCGGCCCCGUACCAGGAAGCGCUGGGGGGCAGAGGAGCGGAGUUGAGACCGAAGCCAGGAUGGUGGUGCCGUCGCUGAAGCUUCAGGACCUCAUCGAAGAGAUUCGCGGGGCCAGGACUCAGGCCCAGGAGCGGGAGGUGAUCCAAAAGGAGUGCGCCCACAUUCGGGCGUCCUUCCGCGACGGGGACCCAAUGCUCAGGCACCGGCAGCUGGCCAAACUGCUCUACGUCCACAUGUUGGGCUACCCCGCCCACUUUGGACAGAUGGAGUGCCUGAAACUGAUCGCCUCCUCCAGAUUCACAGACAAGAGGGUGGGCUACCUGGGGGCUAUGCUUCUAUUGGAUGAGAGGCACGAUGCCCACCUGCUCAUUACCAACAGCAUCAAGAAUGACCUGAGCCAGGGGAUUCAGCCAGUACAAGGCCUGGCCCUGUGCACUUUGAGCACCAUGGGCUCUGCUGAGAUGUGCCGAGACCUGGCCACAGAGGUGGAGAAACUGCUUCUGCAGCCCAGCCCCUACGUGCGCAAGAAGGCUAUUCUGACUGCCGUGCACAUGAUCCGGAAGGUCCCCGAACUCUCCAACGUCUUCCUCCCACCCUGUGCCAAACUGCUUCACGAGCGCCACCAUGGCAUCCUGCUGGGCACCAUCACGCUGAUCACGGAGCUCUGCGAACGAAGCCCUGAAGCCCUCAGGCACUUCCGAAAGGUGGUACCCCAGCUGGCACAGAUUCUCCGGACUCUGGUGACAACGGGAUGCUCCACAGAACACAGCAUAUCUGGAGUCAGCGACCCCUUCCUGCAGGACCAAGGGACCUGUGGAGGUGAGGGACAGGGAGGCUCUAGAGAGCGAGCUGGACCCUCACAGUGCCCUCCUCCACGUUGGAGUUUUCUCUUCAGCCAUGUGACUCCUUAUCCUAUGAACUCCUCCACCUUUCAACUUUCAACCCAACCUCAGGUCCAGAUACUUCGUCUGCUUCGGAUCCUGGGCCGGAAUCAUGAGGAGAGCAGUGAGACCAUGAAUGACUUGCUGGCCCAGGUAGCCACUAACACAGACACCAGCCGAAAUGCGGGGAAUGCGGUUCUGUUUGAGACGGUACUCACCAUCAUGGACAUCCGCUCUGCAGCUGGGCUACGGGUUCUAGCUGUCAACAUUCUUGGCCGUUUCCUACACAACAGUGACAGGAACAUUAGGUAUGUAGCCCUGACGUCACUGCUUCGGCUGGUGCAGUCUGAUCAUAGUGCUGUGCAGCGGCAUCGGCCCACUGUGGUGGAAUGUCUACAGGAAACUGACGCCUCCCUUAGCCGGAGGGCCCUGGAACUAAGCCUGGCUCUGGUAAAUGGCUCCAAUGUGCGAGCCAUGAUGCAAGAGCUGCAGGCCUUUCUGGAGUCCUGCCCUCCUGACCUACGGGCUGACUGUGCCUCAGGCAUCCUGCUGGCUGCAGAGAGGUUUGCUCCAACCAAACGCUGGCACAUAGACACCAUCCUGCAUGUGCUGACGACGGCGGGCACCCACGUGCGGGAUGAUGCAGUGGCCAACCUGACUCGGCUGAUUGGGGGGGCCCAGGAGCUACAUGCCUACUCUGUGCGCCGCCUCUACAAUGCCCUGGCAGAAGACAUCUCCCAGCAACCACUGGUGCAGGUGGCAGCCUGGUGCAUUGGAGAGUAUGGGGACCUCCUACUGCAGGGGAACUUCGAGGAGAUUGAGCCCCUUCAGGUGGAAGAAGAGGAAGUGCUGGCAUUGCUGGAAAAGGUGCUGCAGUCCCAUAUGUCCCUGCCAGCCACCCGAGGAUAUGCCCUCACAGCCCUCAUGAAGCUCAGCACCCGCCUCCGUGGGGACAACAACCGCAUCCGCCAGGUGGUGUCCAUCUACGGGAGCUGCUUGGACGUGGAGCUGCAGCAGCGGGCUGUGGAGUAUGACACACUCUUCCGGAAGUACGACCACAUGAGGGCUGCCAUCCUGGAAAAAAUGCCUCUUGUGGAACAAGGUGACCCUCAGGUUGAUGAGGAAGUACAGGAAAGCAAAGCAGCAGCCCAGCUUUCAGAAGCAGCCCCAGCGCCCACAGAGUCCCAGGCCUCACAGCUCCUGGAUCUGCUAGAUCUCCUGGAUGGGGCUUCUGGGAAUGCCCAGCAUCCUCCCCUUCUGGACCCCUCUCCAGGAGGUGCCCUGGUACACCUGCUUGACCUUCCCUGUGCACCUCCACCCCCAGCUCCCAUCCCAGAUCUCAAAGUGUUUGAGCGUGAGGGAGUACAGCUGAAUCUGUCUUUCAUUCGACCCUCUGAAAACCCUGCUUUGCUGUUAAUCAUCGUCACUGCCACCAACUCCUCAGAGAGUGAUGUUACCCAUUUCAUCUGCCAGGCUGCUGUGCCCAAGAGUCUCCAGCUGCAGCUGCAGGCCCCCAGUGGGAACACAGUUCCAGCUCGGGGUGGCCUUCCUAUCACUCAGCUCUUCAGAAUCCUCAAUCCUAACAAGGCCCCCCUGCGGCUAAAGCUGCGCCUCACCUACAACCACUUUGGCCAGUCGGUGCAGGAGAUUUUUGAGGUGAACAACUUGCCUGUGGAAUCGUGGCAGUAACUGUCUUCACUCACAGCCUGAAAUUGUCCUGUGUCCCAAACCCCAGGGGGCCCCAGCAGUUUGGAACCUACCCCUGAGGGCUACCAGCAGGUGGCGCUCUGGCUUUGCACUGCAAAAACGGGACCAGCCCUGUUCUCCCACAAAUGAAGCCCAAUAAAGCCUGAGAGGGGAGGAAAGCCA
Saimiri boliviensis boliviensis (Bolivian squirrel monkey) is the source of this 2883-nucleotide messenger RNA. Lineage: Eukaryota; Metazoa; Chordata; Mammalia; Primates; Cebidae. The record is from RefSeq and is a predicted model, not a curated record.